Molecule: messenger RNA, 1728 nt
Organism: Huiozyma naganishii CBS 8797
Lineage: Eukaryota; Fungi; Ascomycota; Saccharomycetes; Saccharomycetales; Saccharomycetaceae
Gene: MMR1
Product: Mmr1p
Exons: 1
Coding region: 1-1728 (575 amino acids)
Source: RefSeq, a predicted model, not a curated record
AUGUACUCCCCCCAAUUCAAAACAGAGCAGUUGACACCGUCCGCAUCGCCCAUCUCCUUGAGCUUGGACGAUUCCAGCAACCCGUUCCACCAUCUGUUGGCGUCGCCCACAAAGAUGAAGCUCUCGGAUUCAGUAGGGUUUUACCCAACUUCACUGUCAAAAUUGAACGACAGAUCGCGGACGGGCCGUGGUAGAACUGCCAACAAUAACGACUUAGGGAUUCGUGGUGCUUCGAGUUUGAACUUCGGGAAUAAAGAUUAUGGUGGUGGUUUCAGAUCAUCGUCACCAAUAAGGUUCAACAUUUUACAAAACGCAAAACCUAAGAUGUUUAAGAAAGAAUUUAUCUCUCAGCCAAACAACUUACCCUUGUUCUCCACUUUAGUGAGGGGCGCUUCAAACGCACCAUCUAACACAGCAGCAAAUGACGUCGAAUGUAACGAUGGUGCCACAUCGAGUAUAAAAUCUAAUCCGCUGUUGGACGACAAUCUCCCCAAGCUGAGCAUCAGAGAAACUUUGGAGAAGAUCCAACAGCACCAUCAACGGCUGAAUGCCGCGAAGCAGAAAACUCCAGUUGUAACCAACACCGUCACUACAAAUAAGACGGAACCUAUUCUGUUGAAGAGUAACUCAAAAAGCAGCGAUAUGCUUAUCCCACCAUUAGAAAUCGAUAUUAUGGAGAAGACUGAUUCACCACGUGAUAGAAUUGUAUCAAAUACAUCCACCGUUUGUGCACCGGACAACUUAGAUUCAGUUGUGCCAUUGGAAACAAAGAUGCAAGGUAGAGGCGAAAACGUCGAGGCAAAUAAUUUCGCCACGGACCACAAUGGCUUUCUCCAGUACGUUAGGAAUGGCAACGUCCCCAAUUAUAAAAAGGGCAGUAGCAGUAGCAACGUCAAUAGAUACAGUUUCAUCUCCUCGACGUCUACCGACUAUGAUGCCCCAGAAUUGUUUGAGCAACACCAACCAUCAGUAACAAAUGCCUCAUUUCACGAAUCGCAAGCCCGUUUAGUGCGGUCGACGCAACACCCACCGGGCCAAAACUCGCAGUUAUCGAACAACAAUUCCAACGCCAUUGCUGAAUACAGGAGUAGAUUAGAGUCCAAUAAACUGGAUUUAAAGAUCAAGCAGCUCGAAGUUGAGAUUGGCGAACUGAAGCUACAGAACGCGCAGUUACUCAAUUCCAUGGGAACCAACCGACUCUUAGAGGACAAGCUGAUCUUGGAGAUGUUACAAGAGAGACAAAAGAGUCAAUCGGCUGGACCAAAGCCUGAGACGAGCGAGGAGUUGAAAUUGAAGAAGAAGCUGAAGAGGUUGGAAAGCAAAUUUGAGGACUAUCAAAAGACACUGGACAAGCUUUACGAUACAAAGAAGAAACGUUCUACCAGACCAACUAAGACAAAAGAAGCCAAUACAGCGACACACUGUAGGAUUUCCAGAAUAUCUACUAAGGAGUUACAACGGUUCGAGGAAACCACGGACCCAUCGUCGUCCGCCUGUACUUCUUUCUGUUCCGAGUAUUCCCCGGAUGACCACCACGCAAGUCACGAAGAGGGAGAAUACGGCGACGACUCAGAGAGAGACGACGAGUCCGUGCACAAAAAGCUUCUCGAGUGGGAGUACGAGGGGGACGUCGACGAUGAGGAGAUUGCUGCGAUUACAGCAACCAGUAGCAAAGCAUUUUCCUCCCGCAGGGGAUUCCGUUUGAAUGUCCCCAUUGAAAUGCAAUGA